Molecule: messenger RNA, 1346 nt
Organism: Laetiporus sulphureus 93-53
Lineage: Eukaryota; Fungi; Basidiomycota; Agaricomycetes; Polyporales; Laetiporaceae
Product: release factor
Exons: 7
Coding region: 28-1233 (401 amino acids)
Biological process (GO): translational termination
Molecular function (GO): translation release factor activity
Source: RefSeq, a predicted model, not a curated record
CUCGAAGUCCGCUACCAUUCCCUGGACAUGUUCAGGCUCGGUCUGCGAUUACGAUGUUUAUCUCCACGACCUCCAUGUAUCCGACCACUGCGAUGGCAGCACCCUAUCAUUGCUCAGAAAGACUUCAUUACUGGGUUGGACGACUCGCCCAUCUUGAAACAUGUCAAGCAUAAAGUGGACGAACGAAGCAAAAUGCUCUAUGAGGUAUCAGACGAGGGUUUAAGCACAGAGGACGUUGUGCGACUGAAACGAAUACACGAGCUUGAGCCUUUACAGGCCGCAUGGAGUGAGUGGACAACGACGAGAGAGGCGCUGCAAGAAACGACGCUCCUUCUCAGCGAUGCCGACCCUGCGAUGCGUACGCUCGCCGUCGAGGAGCACGCCUCGCUCGUGGAGGGCCUCACCAAGCUGCUCGAGCACACCUUUCCCGCGCUGCUCAUCCCGCCAUCGAAGACGGCGCAUCUGUCCGCACUUAUUGAGCUCAAGUCCGGCGUCGGUGGCUCUGAGUCGUCUCUUUUCCUCGCAGACCUCAUGCGUAUGUAUACGCGCGUUGCAAACAUACUCGGGUGGAAGGUGGCCGUGAUGGGCGGGAGCGAGCUUGAGAACGGCGGGAUGAAGGAUGCAAUAUUGGAGGUGAAGGGCGAGAAGGCGUAUGACACCUUGCGCUGGGAGAGCGGAGUGCACCGCGUGCAACGGGUACCUGCGACGGAGUCGAGUGGACGCGUCCAUACGAGCACGGUUGCGGUGGUUGUGCUGCCGCUCGCUGAGGAGUCGAGCCAGUCGGAACAGGACGAUCUGUUCAAACCAGAUGAGGUGAAGGUUGAGGUCAUGCGUGCGAGGGGCGCGGGUGGACAACACGUCAACAAAACAGAAUCUGCCGUGCGCCUGACGCACUUGCCCACGGGGAUCACGGUCUCUAUGCAGGACGAACGUAGUCAACACCAGAACCGACGACGUGCAUACCAAGUCCUGCGAGCUCGGCUGAUGGACCGCAAGUUCAGCCAGGAUCUCGCCGAACGACGGGCCGUGCGCAAAAAUCUAGUCGGCAGCGCGGACAGAAGCGAAAAAAUUCGGACGUACAACUAUGUCCAGGAUCGGGUGACAGAUCAUAGAUUGGGCCUGUCUCUGAUGAACUUGAACUCUGUCAUGGAAGGAGAAGGACUGACGAAGAUUCUGGACGCGCUGGAGGAACGUCAUCACCAAGAAUCGCUCGAGGAACUUCUCAGUAAUUGACUUUAGUGCACAUUGUGUUCCGUCUUCGUGCAUUUGGGACAAUGGACGGUCAAUCGAAUGCUCGAUGUGCAGCAUCCAAAAUUAUAUACCGCUAUAUAUCUAGUGAUUUGGCU